AUGGUGCGGUCUGUGAGUAUAGCUCGAGAUUCAAUUUCACGAUUUCGCGCGACAAGUGCCCCAGACGAUCGCAACGUUUCCGAAGGAAAAAAAUACCUCGCACUCUCCCUUGGACCGUUUGGUGCGACUCUGAAGCCGACACAAGAGUUUCAUGGAUGUUACCACCCUCCGUACGGACCAAGGAAGUAUGUUCAGGACGGCGACAACCUCAACUCUUUUGGACAUAAUCGUGAACUCGAGCAAGACGCAACGGAUGCCUUGACACAAUUCCAUCUCAACCGCCUCACUGUCUUCUCCAAGGACACAAAAACAUGGGAUGCUAUAGAUUGCAUCGCCUUCGAGACCAUACCGCUCAGAAGGGAAGUGAGAGCAAUACGAAAGGCUAUGGUCUGUCUUGAAGAGACUGUUUUAGGUCCGGAGGGGAAGAGGGGAAAGCCGUGGUGGAUUAGCUGUGUUUUUCCCCAAGGCGAAUCUCCUGAAGAAGCCUUCCCUGGCGGUCCCAAGGUGCAAAUUGAUGGACUUCUUGAGGCAUGCUUUUCGCGCGACGACACUUGUGCAUGGCCUAUUCCUUCAGCUUUCGGAAUCAACUGCACAGCCCUUAGAUACAUGCCAUCCCUCGUCGCCGAAGUUCGACGGUACCUCAAAGAUUUCAAGCUCAAGUCCGAAAAUCUCCCUUGGCUCGUCUUGUAUCCAAAUGGAAACCAUGUAUUCGACGAAGCUAAGCAGGAGUGGAUAAAGGACGGUGGGAAGGAGUCGUGGGCUGAAGCAUUUAGCGAAACGGUUUCUCGUAUUCUAUUACAAGAGGUAGAGGGGCAGGCGUUGGGUGGAGUCAUUGUUGGUGGCUGCUGUAAAACAAAGCCGAGCGAUAUCGCUGCUCUGCGACAAUUGGCGUUUGAGGUCUGA
Molecule: messenger RNA, 903 nt
Organism: Cyclocybe aegerita
Lineage: Eukaryota; Fungi; Basidiomycota; Agaricomycetes; Agaricales; Hemipholiotaceae
Source: the annotation of a GenBank genome assembly